This is a messenger RNA of Myripristis murdjan (pinecone soldierfish), 2341 nucleotides long. RefSeq names its product neurofilament light chain a (gene nefla). Gene Ontology annotation, biological process: neurofilament bundle assembly. The record is from RefSeq and is a predicted model, not a curated record. Gene Ontology annotation, cellular component: cytoplasm; axon; intermediate filament. Gene Ontology annotation, molecular function: structural constituent of postsynaptic intermediate filament cytoskeleton. NCBI's taxonomy places the organism in Eukaryota, Metazoa, Chordata, Actinopteri, Holocentriformes, Holocentridae.
CACACACACACACACACACACAUACACACACAAACAGAGAGGAGAGGGAGAGCAGCAAGUCCUCCCAAACAAACACUCAGCCAUGAGUAGCAUCGGCUAUGAACCCUACUUCGGCUCCUCCUCAUACCGACGCUGGUAUGCAGAACCAGGCUCUCGUACGGUGGUGACCAGAGGGAGGUCCCACUCUGUUUACUCCUCCCACGCUUCCCCGUAUUCCUCUGCCCGUCCGCAGUACUCCUCUCCUGGCCGGGUGCUGCUCUCCUCCUCCUCUCCAGCAUCCUCCCUGGAGCUGGAGCUCAGCCAGGCGGCCCAGAUCAGCUCUGAAUUUCGCACCGUCCGCACCCAAGAACGUGCUCAGCUGCAGGAGCUCAACGACCGCUUUGCCGGCUUCAUCGAACGUGUGAGGGAGCUGGAACAGCAGAACCGUGCCCUGGAGGCAGAACUCCUAUUACUGAGACAGAGGCACACCGAACCAUCCCGCCUGCGAGCCCUGUAUGAGCAGGAGGCCCGGGCUCUCAGGGCUGCUGUGGACGAGGCCAGGGCUGAGCAGCAGGCGGUGCUGGGCCAGAGAGAGCGUCUGGAACAAACCUUGAGUUCCCUACAGGCCCGCUAUGAAGAGGAGGUGCUGGCUCGUGAGGAGGCUGAGGCCAGGCUCAUGGAGAUGCGCCGUGGGGCUGACCAGGCCGCCUUAGCCAGGUCUGAGCUGGAGAAGCGUGUGGAAACCCUGUUGGAGGAGCUUGCCUUUCUCAAGAAGAUCCAUGAAAGUGAGGUGGUCGAGCUUCAGGCGCAGGCCCAGCUGGGGGUCCAGGUGGCCGUGGAGUCUGAGGCUGCCACUCCGGACCUCUCUGGGGCUCUGAGGGACAUCCGGGCCCAGUAUGAGAGGCUGGCAGCCAGGAACAUGCAGUCUGCUGAGGAGUGGUUCAGAGGAAAGGUGGGCUCCCUGACUGAAAGCGUGGCCCAGCACACAGACGCCGUCAGGACCUCCAAGGAUGAAGCGGGAGAGUACCGUCGCCAGCUCCAGGCCCGCCUGUUGGAGAUUGACGCAUGCAGAGGCCUCAACGAGUCUCUGGAGAAACAACUGCACGAGAUGGAGGAGAAGCAGAGUGCUGAGAUCGCCGCCAUGCAGGACACCAUUGGGGAGCUGGAGAACGAGCUGAGAGGCACCAAACAGGAAAUGGCCCGCUACCUGAAAGAGUAUCAAGACCUUCUGAAUGUCAAAAUGGCUUUGGAUAUUGAGAUCGCUGCAUACAGGAAGCUCUUGGAGGGGGAGGAGUCUCGCUUCAGCUGGGAGUGGCCGGGGGGGGUCUCGGCUCUGUACAGCCACACAGCGCCCUCCUUCGCCCGGCCCAUCUUCUCCAGCGUGAGCUCCGGCGCCUCCUACCUGAUGACCUCGCGCCUCCUCAGCUCCACCUUCACCACCACCGAAGAGGUCAUCUCUCCCAGCCAGAUUCAAAAAGCAGAGGCCAGCCCGCCUGGAGAGGAGGAGGGCGAGGAGGAGGAGGUCAAAGAGGAGGAAGAAGAAGAGGAGAAGGGCGAGGAGGGAGGAGAGGAGAAGGAGGAGGGAGGAGAGGAAGAGCAGGAAGAGAAGGAAGAUGGAGAGGAGGCCAAAGAAGGAGAAGAAGGUGGUGAGGAGGGUGAGGAGGCCGCAGAGGCUACAGAAGCAGCUGAAGAUGACGGGGAGAAAGAGGAAGACAAAGGAGAAGGAGAGGAAGCCGAGGGCAAGGAAGAGGCAGAAGACGGAGACAAGAAAGAAGAAUCUGAUGACAAAGACGACGGCGCAAAAGACGAAGAGAAAGAGGAGAAGGAAGAAGAAGAAGAAGCAAAAGGUGAGGAGAAGAAAGAAGAUAAAGCCGACGCCAAGAAAGAGGACAAGGCUGACGACAAACCCGACGAGAAGAAAGACGAUAAAGCCGGCGAGAAGGCAGACGACAAAGGCGGCGAGAAAGACGACAGCAAAGACGAGAAGGACGAGGGAAAGGCGGCCAAGCCCGAGAAGAAGAGCGAAGCCCCCGCGGAGGAGAAGAAGGCGGAUGAGACCAAGGCGAAGAAGUAAGCCAGCAACCGCAGCAUCUUUCAGUCUGGGCCGUCCACAUACUGAACAAAUCUCCGCUUGAUAAACCGUAGAGGCAUUAAAUUAUCCUCUCCAGUCUGCUUGUUAACAUGGUGCUCAAUAAAAAACAGUCCAGUAGAGUCAAUUACUGCAGCGAAUCAAGGUUAACUGCUUGCCAAUACACAGAAUAGUCCAUAAACGCCCGGUUACACAGUUCCUGGUGUGUGUGUGUGUAUAACCGACUGUAUGCAAACCUGCGAGUGUAUGGGUUUUGUGUGGAUAAAUAAAUAC